Macadamia integrifolia is the source of this 2265-nucleotide messenger RNA. RefSeq names its product (-)-germacrene D synthase-like. Gene Ontology annotation, molecular function: terpene synthase activity; magnesium ion binding. Gene Ontology annotation, biological process: diterpenoid biosynthetic process. The record is from RefSeq and is a predicted model, not a curated record. The coding region runs from base 369 to 2027 and encodes 552 amino acids. The transcript has 7 exons. NCBI's taxonomy places the organism in Eukaryota, Viridiplantae, Streptophyta, Magnoliopsida, Proteales, Proteaceae.
UCUAUGGCCCUUCCCCACUCUUUCAACAAUUCUCUCUCCCUUGCUCUAUAUUUCUCUCCCAUUAACUUUGAUACCCUUUUCUUUAUCUUCCUCUCCUUGUUUGUCUUUCUAUCCCUUCCCAAUUUCUUUCCAUCUUUCUCUUCUCUAGCUCUAUUUUUCUCUUUGCAACUCUCUCUUGAUUAUAUGGUUUUACUGGGAGAACUUAUUUUUUCUUAACAUAGUGUGAAAAAUCUGUGACAGCGAUAGGAAAGCACAAAUUUCAAGGCAUGUGCAAUUAAAAAGAAAUCUUUUUUACUAACAAAAUUAUAUAGAACUCGUGCAGUUUUCUUUUCUUUUCGUGGUUUCCAAACACAGCCUAAAAGAAAGAUAUGUCUCUCCUAGACCAGCCUUUUGUACAAAAUGGAACCGCAAAGAUCACUCGCCCAUCAGCCAAUUUCCAUCCCAGCAUUUGGGGUGAUCGCUUCCUCACAUAUAAUCCUAGUGAUAGGAUGCAUCAUCCUUGUCUUGAUCAAGUUGAAGAGUUGAAAGAAGAAGUGAGGAGAAUGCUAGAGGUUGUUGCUAAUGAGUCUUUAAAGAAGUUGAGCUUAAUUGAUUCAUUGCAAAGGCUUGGUGUGGCAUACCACUUUGAAGGAGAGAUUGAAGAGGCACUAGAGCAGAUAAAUGAUGCCCCAAAUGGUUUUGAUGACAAUAACCUUUAUACUGUGGCUUUGCGGUUUCGCUUACUAAGACAAGAAGGUUAUAAUGUCCCUUGUGAUGUUUUCAACAGAUUCAGGGACAGCAAUGGAAGUUUAAAGGAGGACUUAAUCAAUGACAUAAGUGGUAUGCUAUGCUUGUAUGAAGCUACACAUUUGAGGGUACAAGGAGAGGAUAUUCUAGAUGAAGCCCUGGAGUUCACUACCACUAGACUUAAAUCCAUAGUCAGUGAUCUAAAACCUCCUCUUGCAACACAAGUGAUGCAUGCCUUGGAACAACCCCUCCACAGGGGCAUAUCAAGAAUAGAAGCUAGACAGCAUAUAUCUGUUUAUGAAGAAGAUAAGACAAAGAAUGAAUCUCUGCUUAAGCUUGCAAAAGUAGAUUUCAAUCUACUACAGUCUAUCUACCUGCAGGAGUUAAGCCAAUUGUCAAGAUGGUGGAAAGAAUUAGACUUUGCAUCAAAGCUACCUUAUGCUAGAGACCGGCUUGUGGAGGCCUAUUUUUGGGCUGUAGGGAUGUGUUUUGAGCCACAGUAUGCUCUUGGUAGAAAUUUCUUAACCAAAGUUAUAAUCAUGAUUUUGAUCAUAGAUGAUACAUAUGAUGCAUAUGGUACACUCGAAGAACUCAAGCUCUUCACAUAUGCGAUAGAGAGUUGGGACCUUAGAGCAAUCGAUGGACUCCCUGAAUACAUGAAGAUGUUAUACUCUACACUCUUAGAUAUUUAUGUUGAAGCUGAGGAAGAGUUGAGAAAGGAAGGACGAUCUUAUCGUGUUAAUUAUGCAAAAGAAACGAUGAAAUCACAAGUUAGAUCCUACUUCAUAGAAGCCAAAUGGUUUAAUGAUGGAUACAUUCCGACAUUUGAAGAGUAUAUGCAAAUUGCAUUAAUCAGUUGUGCUGUUACCAACGUCACAGUCGCUUCCUUGGUUGGCAUGGGAGAUGUUGUCACUAAGGAAUCCUUUGAUUGGGCAAUGAAUGAACCUAAGAUGGUGAAGGCUUCAAGCUUAAUUGGCAGGCUCAUGGAUGAUAUGGCGUCCCACAAGUUUGAGCAAGAGAGAGGACAUGUUUGUUCUUCUAUUGAGUGCUACAUGAAGCAAUAUGAUGUCUCAGAGAAAGAGGUACAUGAUGAGUUCAACAAAAGAGUAGUGGAUGCAUGGAAAGAUACAAAUCAAGAGUGCAUCAAACCGACCGCUGUUCCAAUGCCAGUUUUGUUGAUGUAUGUUAACCUUAAUCGUAUAGUUGAUGUUAACUACAAGUAUAAAGAUGGUUUCACUCUUGCCCAUGAAGUGAUGAAGGAGUUCAUCACCUCAUUGCUUAUUGAUCCCAUACGCAUAUGAGCUUCGAGUUGUGACUCCAGACCCACUUUAUAAUAAGGUUCCUUGUAGUAAUGAAUCUCUUAUCUCGUUUGCUUUAAUGUUUGUUUGUUUCCUUCGUGUGUCUCUAUAGGCUUUGCUUUCUCUCUUUUGGGUUUGUCCUCUAGAUAUUUGGUGUUGCUUUCAGUCCCUUGUGUAUACCCUCCCCCCCUCCUUUUUUUUUUCCUUUCCUUUUUAAUGAAGUUUGAUUUCUUCUUACUUA